AUGGAUGGCUUAAAGGCUCUGGCUCAGGGCGCCCGGACGUGCUCUCCGGCCUCUGGGAACUUUCUGUGGAAUUCAACCUGUGAGUUUGCCUGUGAAGAAAGGUUUGUGUUGAAGGGAUCAGACAGGCUGCAGUGCGGCGCUUCUGGAAAGUGGGAUGGACAGCAGCCGGAAUGCGAAGUUGUGCAGUGUGAUGGCUUAAAGGCUCCAGCUCAUGGCUCCCUGACAUGCUCUCCCGCCUCUGGGAACUUUCUGUGGAAUUCAACCUGUGAGUUUGCCUGUGAAGAAGGGUUUGUGUUGACGGGAUCAGACAGGCUGCAGUGCGGCGCUUCUGGAAAGUGGGAUGGAGAGCAGCCGGAAUGCGAAGCUGUGACGUGUGAAGCAGUGAACAGGCCUGAAAACGGCUUUGUGGAAUGUACCAGCCGUCAUCCAGAAUUCACCCACAACUCGGCCUGUGAGUUCCGUUGUGAGGAGGGCUACCGAUUAAGUGGAUCACCCGCAAUUCAGUGCACAGCUCAGGGAGAAUGGUCAGAGCCCUUCCCAAAGUGUGAAGUUGCACAGUGUGAAACCCUGAUACUCCCUGAGAAGGGCUCCAUGAAUUGUUCACACCCACUUGGGGAUUUUGCAUACAGCACAGUUUGCGAGUUUAACUGUACAGGGGGAUGGUUGCUAAAUGGCUCUAAUGUACUUCAGUGCGGCGCUGCAGGGAACUGGACUGCAAGUCAGCCGACGUGCGAAGCUCCCCAAGUGCCUGAAGAACUGCUCAGUUACGUCUCUGUUGGAAUAGCAGCCACCGGAGCCUCGCUCCUGUCGACGGCAUCAUUCCUCAUUUGGCUUGUAAAGCGCCUUCGAAGGAAAGCAAAGAAAUUUACUCCUGCCAGCAGCUGCCAGAGUCUCAAUUCAGAGUGUACCUUCCAAAGCACUGCUCAUCUAAUCUAACGCCAAGUGACUCCGGAAUUGAAGCUAUCUUCACGGAUGCCUCAGAGCCCCUCAGGAAAUGGAGCUAUGCAGUCCUCAGCAAGCGGCCAGGUGUUGAUACAUCUUGCUGACAAGAUGAUUAGCCUUGGAUCUUGCUACUAAAUACUGAGCUCAGUCGUCUGGUUCUGCCACUGAAGACAAGCAAGCUCGCGGUAAAACCCUAGCUGUUUACCAAGAGACUACAUGGGUCCUGUCAACGUACAGCUACAGUGAUUGGGAGAUCUAUAUUCAUGCUCUGGAUGGGGACAAAAUAAGCUGCUGUCUACUCCUCUAGGGUCAGUCUGUAGGUACCAGGGUGGAGUGAACACUUUGCAAUAUACGUGGUUGGAGAUCUCUCCCAUGGAAACACAUGGGUCCCAUUUUUAAAGAAAAAUAGUUAGAAUGGGAAAUAUUUGUGGAAUUGCCUUACAAACCAUUGAUUUGGUUCACUGGUAAUUGUUGAAGUAAAUGUACUGUAACAAUAUGUCACAAUUAAUAAAUCUGCCUGUAACACUAUGGUCAGGGUGUUUUGCUGCAGUUCCUAGCGAGUUUUUAUAUUGUAACUUUAAACCAUUGCUAAUGGGAGCACUAUCAGAGUUAGUAAUUAUGCCAGGCAGUCUGGUUCGUGAAUGCAGCAAGUAGACCUGAAACAAUUUCAUCCCCAUGGGAUUAAGUAUUGUAAUCUAUAGAAAUAAAUAUUUAGUUUCUUGUGCACUUUAUUCUGCAUGUAAUUCUAUACUGUUUGUAAAUCGUAGAACUGCUGUAGGAUAUCUGCCCUAGAGUUCAGGAUCAUAUAUGUUCUGCAAAAAGUAUGUGACAUCUACUCUGUUCAGAUAAAAUAGCAUGUUGUAUAACGCAAAAGGUAGUGACUACAGACCUUCUGUGUACUUAUUCCUUUAAACUUAUCUGUCAUUUAGGGACAGACAUGAUUAAAGGCCUGUAUGUGCAUUCAUGUGUGUCUGAACAUAAGGACAUAACAAAACACUAGAUAGAAGUAAAAUACCAUGUAUUAGACCUUUGGGGUCUAAUCCUGCUCUCAUUAACACUGAUGGCAAAACUCCCGUUAAUUUCAACGAUUCAGGAAAAGGCCCUUCAUAACUUACAAGUUGUUCUUUGUGACACCUUCAUGAAUAGUGUGUUUGGUAACAUUGCAUACAUAAUAGUCCAAUGGAAAGACCUGAGGUCAUAUUUUAGUGGCUGAUGUUUUUGUAAGAAGCAGUUCUGUGGGACUGAAUAUUUGGGGGCAGAGCUUCACCUGAUAUAAAUUGUCACAGCUCAAUCAAUCAGAGGUACCCUUUUAUGUCUGUAUAUUAUAUAAAUAUAAACUGGCAGCACAAGAAGAUAUUUAUAUAUAAUGAAUAUAAUCUGCUUAGGUUUUAUAUUAUCAGUAUGGUUUUGAAUAAGUUAUGUAUUUAAUGUAUUUAUGAUUACACAGUCGUGGCUGCUUUUAAUCUGAUGCUCUAUGUGAUGUUGAUAAAUAAAAUGGUUUGAGAUUACUGCUUACA
This is a messenger RNA of Chrysemys picta bellii (western painted turtle), 2459 nucleotides long. Lineage: Eukaryota; Metazoa; Chordata; Testudines; Emydidae. The record is from RefSeq and is a predicted model, not a curated record.